Messenger RNA from Desarmillaria tabescens, 1577 nucleotides. RefSeq lists its product as uncharacterized. The record is from RefSeq and is a predicted model, not a curated record. Gene Ontology annotation, molecular function: ubiquitin protein ligase activity. NCBI's taxonomy places the organism in Eukaryota, Fungi, Basidiomycota, Agaricomycetes, Agaricales, Physalacriaceae. The transcript is spliced from 5 exons. Bases 244 to 1377 code for a protein of 377 amino acids.
GUCAUGGAAGCCUUGGUUUACUUUGUUCUGAUGUAGACCAAUUAGAAGGGGUGCGCUUGGUGCUCUUUAUGACAACCGCUGUUCUGGUCGCCUUUGUCUUGACUCGGAGCCUUGCUGUGCGUAACCUUCGAGAAGACAAGAGACAAGAAUAAAGUUCCUGAUGCAAUCCCUUGUGCCACUUUCAGUGCCCGCUUCAUAUAAGGCUCAACCGGCCUCUACAGUCUCUCAUCUUUCUACUACAUCAUGGCUCCUCAAUGCGCUAUAUGCCUCAGUGAUCUCAGGAAUCCCGUCACCACUCCUUGUGGACAUGUCUUCUGCUCUGAAUGUCUAAUGAGAGCCACUGCACGGGCUACUGAUGGGUUCCAUACUUCUUGCCCGUGUUGUCGAAAACGGUUUCCUAUCGCCGUUCCUGAUGUUCGAUAUUUACCGGCACAGUUCCGUCCAUUUGUCCUGGAUCCUAUCAGGAGCAUCUACUUCGCUACGGAUGACCCUCACGACCGGUCGGAUAUCAUACAACGCAAUGAAUCUUUGGAAAGGGAGAAUGAAUUAUUGAGGGCCAGAGUCCAGGAGCUGGAGGCCGAUGGCGCGUCAUCCCAUCCGGGGAAUGAGGAGGAGGAGGGAUCUGAUCCUCAGGAAAUCGACACCCCUGUGUUCUUAGAUCAUCCGGACCCCGACCUCGUUUUAUCCGAAGUGACUUCGAACUCUCUCGUUCCCCUGUAUGUUGCUACGAACUCUGCAUAUCCAAGAAGUGCCCCGCUUUUCAGGCCGGAAACGCAGCUCAUUCCUCCUCCACAUCCAACCCACACCGGCCCAGCCCGUUCAUUCGCUCCAGCGUCUGUCAUGGGGCUCAAUAGGCCGACUUCUGGUCAGACCAUCUCCGGAACAUUCACCUUUUCUAGGUCCGAAACACGAUCCAACUAUUCCACCGCUUUAGCUCGUCCGACAGGUCCGGUUGGGCCAACGUCAUCUAACAUGGGUAACGUGCUGGUGCCCGGUCCUAGAACCUUCAUAUUUAAUUUUCCAGAAUCGCAUCAUUCUACCCCUUCCAUUCCAGCUCCUCGGUGGGGUGCAGGCCCAUCUUCCACAGUUCGCCCCACUAGUUCUGGAAAUACUGGCAAUCUCUCGUUCUCCCACCCAGGCGCACAAUGGACCGUCCCAUCGAAUUCUGCCUUCAAUUUUCCGAACCAAUCCGCCUCAAAUUCGGUUUUAAAUGCAACUGGACCUCGAUACCUCUUUUCCAGGCGAGAGUCACACCCUCGCAUGGCCACAGCCGCUACCCUUGGUCUGGGUUCAUCUGCAACGAAUUCUACCGCGGACGACGUUCCAAACUCUUCUUCAACAAGUGGAUCUGAAAGUCGACGGCCAUCGUCAUCUUAAUUUCAAUUCCAAUGUCUUCUCAUAAAAUAUUAUACAUUCCAUGUUCUCGGUAUACUACUGCUAUCGCCAUUGAUAUGCAUCCAACAUAUGUAAUGUGGAAUAAAUAUUUAGAGUCAAUUUCCCUAUGCCAUGCGUAUCACCUGCUAUUACCAUCCUCCUGAGAGUCAGACCGUGCCAUGAUAUCACGUGCCCGUGUCUUU